AUUGUUACUGAUCGACAAGUAGAUCAGGAACAAGACUCGAGAAGUUCAUCCAUGACCUUUGCAUUCAGAACGUGUUCGUCCACAUUUCGUUCUCAUUAUUUGCCUCUUCGUUGUCGAACUAUCAUCUAUAGAUCUAUAAGCACCAGGAGUAGAAUGUCUGGAACCCCUAAGGUUUUAUCUUCCGAAGAUCUUUCUCCUUCGGAGGCCAAGUGGGUGACCUUGAAGAAGCUGAGAUGGCGUGACCCUGAGGGCAGGGAGAGAGUCUGGGAAUCUGCUGAACGGACAACUCGAGGUCCAUCCGGUAUAGAUGCCGUCGCUAUCUUAGCUAUCUUGCGUUCCGAGAAGAACACGUUUCCCACUUCCACCGUAAUCAUCGAACAGUUCAGGCCGUCUGUCGGCAAGUACGUUGUCGGUCUCAUAGAUGAGAAUGAAACACCAGAAGAAGCAGCUAUCCGAGAACUUGAAGAAGAGACUGGUUACAAGGGAAAGAAAGUUCUCCAAUCUACCACCUUGCUUGUCAGUGAUCCCGGCAUGACGAAUGCCAACAUGAAACUCGUCACCGUGGACGUGCCAUUCCCGGAUAAGCUCGAAACCUUCCCCCAGAAAUUGGAUGCGGGAGAGUUCAUCGUAAAGAGAGUGGUAGAGAUUUGCAAACUUUCAGAGGAGUUCAGAGAAUAUGAGAGGAAAGGCUACACUGUUGACGCAAGGCUUGGUCACUUCGCAGCUGGUUUCGAGUUGUCUCAGCGACUAGCUAAGGGCCAGAUAGAAUAAGACGACACUAGUACCAUGGUCAUCAUAUUACUGAUUGGUGCAUCUAGACAGAACAUGUACUGUACGAUAGACCCGCAUCAAAUGAAAGAGAAUGGGGUAUCAGUGAUGAGACUUU
Messenger RNA from Somion occarium, 886 nucleotides. NCBI's taxonomy places the organism in Eukaryota, Fungi, Basidiomycota, Agaricomycetes, Polyporales, Cerrenaceae. The record is from the annotation of a GenBank genome assembly.